AUGGAGAAGCUCAACACUGAAGAUGGACAGCUCUUCAUCAAGAACCUCGCCAGCUUCGUUCGAACCCAUGAAAGGGCUCUCGCUAAUGCUCUGCAAUUAAAGCGUCGCCCUACUAAAAAUGGACAAUCCCUUACUCAAACCGGCUCGUCGAGCUCGGCGGGUUCCUUCUCAACCUCAUCCACCUUGGCCGCUGCCCUAUCCUUUGGGGCAUUGAAGUUCUCCUCUCAAAACAUCAAACCCGCCAAACUUACCCUCACCCCUCACCACCUCUACUACCUCCUUUCCCGCUUCGAGGAUCUUUCCAUUGCCGUCGGUCCUAUGACCGUUCGGCUGGAAAACAUCCAUACCGAUGUCUCCCAGUCCUACGUCUCCUUCCUGAACAAGCCACAGCGACCCAGAGGCGAUAGAGAUUCUAUUCACUCUGUCUCAAGUGUCCGUAGUGUCAUGUCUGGUAUGAGUGGCCUCUGGUCUUCGUUUGGUCUAGGCUCCAAGGACUCGGCCACCAAAUCGGAGAAAGCCAAGGCUGCCCUAGAAGCGGAUCUCAAGUACCUAUAUUCUGCCUUUACCAAGAUACCCUGUUUGCGUCUAGCCCCCGACCACCGUGCCCGUUUGAUUUCGGGUUACGAGGAGUUCCCCUUUGAAACGGCUGUGCCGCUUCAUGCCUUCAAAAACUUGAGUGCGUUAGAAAUCAUUGAUAUAGACUUUCGCUCGUUCUUCGGCUGGGACCGACUUUCCGAGCAGCUACGGACCUUGACCCUCAAGAGGGCCAAAAUCGAUGAUCCCGCCGACUUGCUGUCGGGCGUCGUAUUAGACGACGUUGACAAGCGCCGCCGGCGGUCGUCCAAGGCCCAAAUCUCACCCGUGUUUGGCUGGAGUUCAAACCCCCAGCCAGUCCACAAGUCUGAAAUACCCAGCUCCCUUUCUGCUCCUGGGUCACCCACUGCCAACGAUUCUGCCUUUGGGACAAGCACCAGCCCGCAGGCAGCCUCCAUGAUCCGAGUCGGGUCCGAGGGUGCCAAGGGUCGUACAAGGACUGGAAGCAUUUCCCCAUCACGCCCGACCAGCUCGAAGCAGUCUUAUCGUUACAGUCGUGGGCACACAUCCCGGAUCAGACGUACUGGAUCGGGUAGCUCGAACUCUAGUGAAACCUCCAGCCGUUGUCAUGGUAGCUCUACCAACCUAGCUUCAGGAUUCCUGCCACCGUCCAAAUGGCGUUUCCUGCGGCACCUGGGUCUCCCUGAUAACUCCCUCACCACUGUCACCGCUGCCAGUCUUGCCCCGGUGGCUAACACUCUGCACUCACUCGAUCUAUCCUCAAAUCUCUUUACCGAAGUUCCAGACAGCCUCGCAUCCCUGGUGGCUUUGAGGGCUCUGAACCUCUCGAACUGCAUGAUUGAAUCGCUGCACUCAGUGUCCCGAAACCCUCUACCAGCCAUCACCGCCCUCAACCUCCGUGGAAACCGCCUCCGUUCACUCGCAGGCAUCGAAAGACUGUUGUCUUUGGAGCGGUUGGAUCUCAGAGACAACAACCUCUCCGACCCAACCGAGAUUGCCAGACUCACCAGCCUCCCUGAGAUACGGGAGAUCUGGGUUUCUGGCAAUCCUUUUGUGAAGACGCACUCUGGAUAUCGCAUUGUGAUCUUCAAUCUCUUCCGCCGUACCCCUGGUUACUCCGAAGACAUUAUCAUCGACGGGUCAGGCCCUGGUUAUACGGAGAGAAAGUACUUGGUGGACCGAGUGGCCGAACCAGAGGGAACACCUGUUGUACGAUCUGUUAUCGCGGAUAAGUCAGCAGUCGUGAGCAAGCCCUUGUCGCCAACUCCAGUGGUCACCCGGAUUGGUCAGGAGGAGGCAGGACCUUUACGCCAUGUCCAGAACAGUGAAUACGAUGUUGGAUCUAGUCGUCGGAAGAAGGGCAAUCGGCGAAGAAUCGUCGACCAAUCCCUGGAGAAACCUGCGGGUAAUGAUUCAGGUACAGUUGUGCCUUCUGUUCUUUCCAUUCAGCACAUUCAAUUACCCGUUGAUCCGUUUAUCUCGGCCCCUUCCGACCGUCAAUGGAAACCUGAUGGUAGACCUCAGGCUUUGUCUCCUACCGAUACACAAACACCUGAAAAACUUCCCAGCCCGCCUGCACCGCAGGUCAGGGACACUUCUACAUUGAAGCCUACAUUCAAGGAAGUGAAGUGGAAUGUAGACGAUGACUUAUACCGGCAAAAGCUGGAGGCUCUCAGACAGGAGGUCGGUAACAGCUGGCUCACUGUGCUGGGAGACCGUGUCUACAGCGCGCAGAAAGAUGUCAACGUCGUCCGUACAGGGACCAAUUUCAAUGAAUCGGCAACGAUGCAGCCCGAUCCUCUUACUCGAGCAGGUGGUCAAGCCAUUCUCAGUGGGGAGCUCUAA
This is a messenger RNA of Aspergillus wentii DTO 134E9, 2400 nucleotides long. Its product is annotated as leucine-rich repeat domain-containing protein. Gene Ontology annotation, cellular component: cytoplasm. Lineage: Eukaryota; Fungi; Ascomycota; Eurotiomycetes; Eurotiales; Aspergillaceae. The record is from RefSeq and is a predicted model, not a curated record. Bases 1 to 2400 code for a protein of 799 amino acids. Gene Ontology annotation, molecular function: protein kinase binding. The transcript is spliced from 2 exons.